CAUAUACUGGCAGAGCUCUGCUGAUGGCAAUUGGACCAAACUUAACACUUCCAUCACAAUAGGACAAGGGGCUGUGUUUAAUCUACUGAUAGCCAGAAAUGGAACAAAGGUUGUUACCCGUCUCUUGACCAGUGUUGAGGUGAACAGUGUCUCUAUCCUGUGGAUGGUACCUCAGUAUUUUGUAGUGACGGUUGGAGAGGUCCUCUUUUCCAUCACAGGCCUCGCUUUUGCUUACUCUCAGGCUCCUAUCACAAUGAAGUCAGUGGUUCAGGCAGCUUGGUUGAUGACUACAGCUGUGGGAAAUUUGGUUGUUGUUAUUGUUGCUCAGGUUCAAUACUUUACAUCACAAGUUGCUGAGUUUAUGUUCUUUGCUGCUCUGAUGGCCUUGGCUACCAUAAUAUUUAUGAUCAUGUCGUGUUUUUACACCUACUGUAAUACCAGUGUUCAAGGAAAUGGUCUGGGGGAUAAAGAAGAAUUAAUCAUCGAGAAAGAUAGUGAAGACAUUCCAUUGAAAGAUUCUAAUCAUCCUAAAAAUAAGUGAGCGUUCAGACAUCUUCUCACCUUUUAGGACUGAAUGGUCCUGAUAAUGAUAAUUGAUAAACAAGAGGCCCACGGGUCUUAUAGGUCACCUGAGUAUCGUUACAACUUUCCAACAAAUGAAUCUGGUUUGUGUUUUAAACCAGAGGACAUGAAAUUCACAAUUUUGAAAGAGGCACCAUUUCUCAUUAUAACUAUAUACUUGGAAUGCUUACUUUAAUUAAUACCCAUAGACAAAGCAGAGGAACAAAAAAAAAAUGUACAUUUCCACCAUAUAAUCAGUAGUGCCCCAUCCCAAAGGUACCCCUAACCCUGGGGUUCAAAGCAUUAAUUUAUUUUCAGUAUAUAAUCAUUAACACUCCCCAAGCCUCCAAGGGCCUUGAAAUUCAUAAUUCUGAAAGAAAUCUACAAUGCAGGAAUAUAAAACGUUAUGCGUAGUGAAUGCGUGUCGGUACUAUUUCUCCUCUCUAUUUAUUUUCCAAUUCCAUAUAUAAGACCUUUGGUCAUCCUCACGGGCUGUUUACAUCAAUUAGUAUGUCAAAAUUUCCAUUCUUGUGCGCAUGCCUCUCAAAGGGAUUGGUUUAAUUAAAAGGCAAACGAUAAGCCGAUGUAUUUGAUACAAUUUCACUUAUUAAUGAAGUUAUGCAUAUACUUCAUGUAUUUUAUAGACUUAUUUAAAAUGUACAAAAAU
Molecule: messenger RNA, 1228 nt
Organism: Saccostrea cuccullata (small rock oyster)
Lineage: Eukaryota; Metazoa; Mollusca; Bivalvia; Ostreida; Ostreidae
Product: solute carrier family 15 member 1-like
Exons: 4
Coding region: 164-541 (125 amino acids)
Biological process (GO): dipeptide import across plasma membrane
Cellular component (GO): plasma membrane
Molecular function (GO): dipeptide transmembrane transporter activity
Source: RefSeq, a predicted model, not a curated record